GCUGCGGCGGGCGGAGGCGGCGGAAGGAGAAGCCCAUGGAGGGGAACCGGGACGAGGCGGAGAAGUGCAUCGGCAUCGCGCGGGAGGCGCUGGAGGCCGGCAAUCGCGACCGCGCCCUCCGCUUCCUCGGCAAGGCCCAGAAGCUCUACCCCACCGACACGGCCCGAGUUCUGUUGGAAGCUAUUACGAAGAAUGGAAGUACUGCUGGGGGAGGCGCCUACUGCCGAAAACCAGCCAGUAGCAAUGAUCAAAGUAAGCCCAAUAGCACGAAGGAGAGCAAUGCAUCUGCUGCGAGUGAAAGUGGAAAAGGCUACACCAAAGACCAAAUGGAAGGAGUAUACAGUAUAAAGAAAUGUAAAAAUUAUUACGAAGUCCUUGGGGUGUCAAAGGAUGCAGGUGAAGAAGACCUAAAGAAGGCUUAUCGAAAACUUGCUUUGAAAUUCCAUCCAGACAAAAACCAUGCACCUGGAGCAACAGAAGCUUUUAAAAAAAUCGGAAAUGCCUACGCCGUGCUGAGUAAUCCAGAAAAACGAAAGCAGUAUGACCUUACAGGCAGCGAAGAGCAAACGUGCAAUCACCCUAGCAAUGGUAGAUUCAACUUCCACAGAGGCUGUGAGGCAGAUAUUACUCCAGAAGAUCUAUUCAAUAUGUUUUUUGGAGGGGCAUUUCCAACAGGUAGUGUACACUCAUUUUCUAACGGUCGUGCUGGCUACAGUCAUCCCAAUCAGCACCGUCAGAGUGGACAUGAGAGGGAGGAAGAGAGGGGUGAUGGAGGUUUCUCUAUGUUCAUUCAGCUGAUGCCCGUUAUUGUGCUGAUCCUUGUUUCCUUGUUGAGCCAGCUGAUGGUAUCUAACCCUCCUUAUGCCUUAUACCCAAGAUCGAGUACAGGUCAGACAAUUAAAAUGAAGACAGAAAAUUUGGGUGUCGUUUAUUAUGUCAACAAGGACUUUAGAAAUGAAUACAAAGGAGUGUCAUUACAGAAAGUGGAAAAGAGCGUGGAAGAGGAUUAUGUGUCCAACAUUCGUAAUAACUGUUGGAAGGAGAGGCAGCAAAGUAAAAACAGACUUGCUUUAUGCAGCAAAAGUUUAUCGAGAUGACCGUCUCCGAAAGAAAGCAGAUUCCAUGUCCAUGGACAACUGCAAAGAACUAGAACGGUUGACAAGCCUCUAUCGAGGAGGAUGAGCAACAAUUGUACACAUACAUCUUUACGUAUGCCGUUAUUUCUCUUGUAAAUUAAGAAGAGAUUUAGUUUCACCAUGAAUGCUGGAAAAGAGGGGUGGACGUAAAACUCUACUGUGUAGCUGUUUCCAGAAACCUUAUACUGAAAUAUCAUUUAAUGGCUUCUUUACCUACUGUGAAAUAUAGGUAACUUUAAUUGUCUAGAUUUUACUUCAAAGCUUCUGUGAAUUCUUUCAGCAGAGAGAAUAGCUCAGAAAGGAUGCUAUACUUGUAGAGACUUAGUCAUAGUGGUUCUCCUCUAACAUAUUUGCCAUGUAAAUAUCUGUGGAAAGAACACUUUGUGUAUAUACGAGUUAAAUGACUUUCUAUUUAAAAUCUCAGAAAUUUAGUUCCAUACAACAUUUUGUCUCACUGAUGGAAUAAAUAGUAUGAUUAUAUCACUCCUAUUCAGAUGUCAAGUGUGUGGAGUUGAAACAAGAUUUUUUAAUAUUUUAUCUCUAACUCUAUGUAAAAUCUUUAAGCUUUGUCAGCUUAGAAGAACUUGGUAUUUUUAAAUAUAAUAGCAUAUAUUCCUAAUUAUCUGUUGGGGUGUAUUGAUCUGGUGUAGAGUAGCAGUUCGCUGUUGUCGUUUUUUAGUGUUUCUAAGCAAUGCAGAGAAAACUAAGAAAAACACUAAUCUCUUUUCAGAGUAAAUAUUUGCAAAUUCUGUACAGACCAUUGAAAGCAUUGCUUUUAGUUCUUGCAACAGUUUACAGCAGCUCUCCCAUUUGGUAUUCCAGCAGCAGUAAAUCCAUAUGUAUGGCUGACACGCAUCUAUAGCUUCCUUAAUUUUAACUGCAAAGGUAGACGAAAACACGCAAUAGUAAAUCUCAAAAGCUCUUUGAAAAAAAUGGCAACCUAUUUUCUUUUUGCUGGGAGACUUCCAUUUUCUUACUAUUUUUUUAUUUCAAGCUAGGUCCUAACAGUGAUUCCUCAAUGGGCACCACAAGUGGAGCAUGGAAAUACUGCUAAGGACAAGCCUUGUGCCUUUCUACACUUUUGCCAACUGUUUAAAUGCUUGCUGGCUUGCAGUAUGCUCCUAUGGUCGGAGCCAUGUCACUUGUCCCAGGCCAGGAACUAGAGGAGGAGGUAGCGUAUGCAUUUUUCUGGACCAGAAUAUCUGGAUCGACUUCUUAGAAAUGAACAAACACCGUUUGGUUUCUACAUCCAAUGUAACUCGGUGGCCCGUACAUAGAAGUUGUGUGUAGCCACACCUGACAAUGAAACAAAGAGGUGUUUUGAAGCAGCUAUGUACAAUGCCCUUAAAGCUUUUUGAAAGUGGGUUGAAAAUGUAUUUUUAUUAUUAUUAUUUUUUUUUUUACAUUUUAACAGUGCUAUGCAGGAGAAUGUUUUCUUGUAUCUGAGAAUGCCAGGUGGCUUGUAAUAAGGGCAGAAUUUUCUGCUUGAGAAAACUGCUGUCUUUGAACAGUGCUCUCAGUUUAUGUGGAGCCAAAUUCUCAUCCUAAAUUGAAAGUUUAAAUACUUGACUGACUUCACUGAAAUUCCUUCUGAUCUAGUCUUGUCAUUUGAGAGCAGGAUUUGGCUUCAGAAGUACGCUAUAUGCCAUUGCUCUUGGUGAUCCAGAAAUCAAUUUGCAUGUGUACCUUUUCUAAACUGUCCCAGUGGAAAUGCCUUCUGUUGAAUUAGUUGGUGUAACAUGAGAAAGACUAGCUGCAGACUUUUGACUAAGCAGCUAAAUCAGCAUUCAAGGUAGACAUCAAAGCUUGAGGUACAAAGCAGAAAUAAAAGCUGUUGAAAUAAAUAAAGGGUUGCUGUACCGGAUAUUCUUACCAUGAUGACAGGAAAAGGGAGAAGAAAUGGAAGGAAACCCAAAUGUUUGAAGUUCGCAAAAGACAUUUACAUGGAAAACAUGAAUUCCCGGAUUUUGCAACUGCCCAGAAUGUAUUGUAAUUCUACUAGAGAAAACAAAACAAGCUAUCAAAUUACAUACUGGCACUCCUGUGCCAGUAAUAGAAAAUAAUUGUUCCAAAGGCAAUAAGUAAUAAGUACUUAGACCUUCUGGUCCACAAAUGGGCCUGAGCUUGCAGGCAAUCUCUCAGUUAACAGAGGAAAAAAGAUGCACAGUGCACUUGUCAAAUACUGGAAGAAUGAAGGCAGAGUUAAGAGAUGGCCGUAGCAAAGCUGCUGAUGGGUAAUAUCUGCCCUGCUGUUACUGCUGCUGCGGCUGAGAAGCGGGUAAAUGUGGAGCUACGUGUUACGGUGGUUAGAUUGCUAUCAGUAUCUCAGCAAACUGGAAUAACGCGGUGUCUGUGUGUGGCGUAAGGACCACACGGACACCAGGGUUCUUUUAGGAUCAGUAACUGCUGCUACCUUCAUUGAUGACAUAACUUCAUUAUUCUGUCUUACCGAGGACAGGCUCCCUUCUUAUACCAUUCCCCCACAGCAGUCCUUUCCCACUCACUAUUCAUUGGUCAACAACUUUGCCCAGCAACAGCAAACCCCCAGCAACUUCCAUGCCUUAACGGCCAGAGAACAAGCAACCCGAGACGGCAAAGCAUCUCCUGAAUCACCCUUCUUCAUUCCCUCUAGAAUCUUUAUGUUCCCGAUGGCCUCAUCAUUAAGAGUCCAAUGUUAUCACCAGCCAUGGGGCUUAUCGACUGCCCAAGGCCACACUCCCACAUCUGUGUCCUAUGGCUGUGCAGGUGUCUCAGGAGUUCAAAAGGGAGACCUAAGUUGUUACGUUUCCUCGGAUUAUCUAUUGUAAUUGCUGUUUAAAAAAAAUGAAAAACUGUCAAUAUAUUUAUACUUGUGGAAAAUGCUACUUAGCAUUUAACAGAUUAAAUAGCUGCGCACUUUGAAAUAUGUAGAAUGAUGCUAUUACUUUCAGAAGCAUAAAGAUUAACCUGCUCUAAAUAUGGCCUGCAAACAUUUCUUUUAAUAUUUCAAGUGGGCGUUUCUCUCCUCAUGAUUUUCUCAAGUCUGAAGGUUUUUUUCUUCACAAAUGUCACUGUCUUCCCUGGUCUUGCUAAAUGGAAUCUGCUGGAAAAUUCAGAACAAGUUUUCUUGUGAGCAAGAUGCUAAUUGAAGAGUGUGGAGUACUGGAAUCUUUUCAGAUGGCCUUUCCUCAGAAGGUGAAGUUCUCAUUAAAAUAAGAUAUUGGCAAGAAAAGGGACAAACUAAAUUGCGUUUUUGAAAAUCCCUCAAUUUUACUAGCUACUAAGAAUUAACUUCUUAGUCUUUUUAUUUCGUUAUGACCUGUGUUGAAUCUGGAAUUAAAGAUAGCACAAGCAUGG
Oxyura jamaicensis (ruddy duck) is the source of this 4472-nucleotide messenger RNA. RefSeq names its product DnaJ heat shock protein family (Hsp40) member B14 (gene DNAJB14). Gene Ontology annotation, cellular component: endoplasmic reticulum membrane. Gene Ontology annotation, biological process: cellular response to misfolded protein. Gene Ontology annotation, molecular function: Hsp70 protein binding. The record is from RefSeq and is a predicted model, not a curated record. Lineage: Eukaryota; Metazoa; Chordata; Aves; Anseriformes; Anatidae. The transcript is spliced from 8 exons. Bases 36 to 1097 code for a protein of 353 amino acids.